UUAUUUAAACAUUAAGAAACAAACAGUGUUCCUAUUCAGUCGAAAGUUACACUGCGAUCAUGGCUAAUUCUGAUUCGGACGACGAAGAACAAAAUGAUGAACUCCGCCGCUAUAAUGAACAUGUAAACGAAAGUGAGGGUUUUGAUGUUCCUGAUUUUAUUCCGAAAGGCAUCUAUUUCGGAUUGCUCUAUCGUGUUAAUCUUUCAAAUCCCGACAAACUCAAAGACGUAACGCUCUGCGCUAAAUUUGCUAUCAAACACUACAACCAUCUGCCAGAGAAUAAUGAGAGGAAAUUAAAAUUACUGAAAGUUUUGAAGGCAACCUAUGGUUAUAGGAACUAUAAUAUAACCUUAAAGGCUAGAGAUGAUUCUGGCUUUGUUACAACCCACGAAACUAAAGUAUUUUACGCGAGUCAUAGCAAUGAGCGUUUGGUACGCUUAUUCAGGCCAAAACGCAAAAAACAAGAAGUUGAUCAGUCAAGGCAGGAAGUCAAGUAGAAGCAAUUCUAAUUCAUGAAAUCAAAGGUAUAUAUGAUUAAUGUGUAAGAUGAAUAAUUAGUUGAAAUUAAGAUGAUUUUAUUUUAUUUUGCAGUAAGAGAAGCUUGACUUGAAGUUUGAUUUUGUUAUGCAGUUUUUGACAUUUUAUGAUUUCAGAAUGCAAUGAAUGAAU
Mercurialis annua (annual mercury) is the source of this 669-nucleotide messenger RNA. RefSeq lists its product as uncharacterized. The transcript is spliced from 4 exons. The coding region runs from base 60 to 497 and encodes 145 amino acids. NCBI's taxonomy places the organism in Eukaryota, Viridiplantae, Streptophyta, Magnoliopsida, Malpighiales, Euphorbiaceae. The record is from RefSeq and is a predicted model, not a curated record.